AUGUUCAGGUGGACAGUGCUGUUGUCUUUGGGUCUGACUGUCAUCUCAGCAACAUUUGAUUAUCUUUUUGAGGAGCAGUCAUUUAUGGACCCAGACGAUGUACUGAGUGUGGUCGUUCCUCUGGAAGAGCCACAGCAUCCUCUGCUGGGGGGAACGCUUCUUUUACCGUGUUACUUCGAGGAUCACACUGUUGAAGACCCUGGAGCUCCCACCAUUGCCCCCCUGUCUCACCGCAUCAAAUGGAGCUUUGUCACCAAAGAAAACGUCACAACCAUCCUUGUUGCCUUGGAGGGAAGGGUGCGUAUCACUGAGAACUACAAGGACAGAGUUCAGCUGCUGGCUUAUCCUGGGAGCCCAACAGAUGCCAGCAUCAGGAUAUCUGAGCUGCGUUCCAGUGACACAGGAGUGUAUCGCUGUGAGGUUCAGCGUGAUAUCGAGGACAGUUACGACAUCGUCCAUGUCCAGGUUCAAGGCAUUGUGUUCCACUACAGGGCAAUUAUGGGACGCUACAGUUUGACUUUUGAAAAAGCAAAUGCAGCGUGCACCCAGAAUAGUGCAGUAAUGGCUUCACCUGAGCAGCUCCAAGCAGCGUAUGAUGACGGUUUCCACCAGUGUGACGCUGGCUGGCUCGCCGAUCGCACAGUCAGGUACCCAAUCCAUAGUCCUCGUUUGAACUGCUAUGGUGACAAAGAAGAACUCCCCGGGGUCAGGACUUAUGGAGUGAGGGAUCUCAAUGAGACUUAUGAUGUUUACUGCUUUGCUGAGAAGAUGACAGGCAGAGUUUUCUACACUGCUACUGCAGAAAAGUUCACCUUCUCUGAGGCCGUGGUGGCAUGCUCUAAUAAGGGUGCUCAGUUGGCCACUACAGGUCAGCUGUACCUGGCCUGGCAGGGAGGGAUGGAUGUCUGCAACGCUGGCUGGCUUGGAGACAGGAGCGUCCGCUAUCCCAUUAACAUUCGUCGGCCACAGUGUGGAGGGGGGCUGCUGGGGGUGCGAACUGUUUAUCUUCACACAAAUCAGACAGGAUACCCUUUUCCUGAGUCUCGCUAUGAUGCCUUCUGUUAUACGGAGUCUCCUGAUGAAGAAGGUUCAGGGAUCACAGAGGAAGGAAGUGGUGUGCUGAGUGUUUCCACAGUGACGCAGAACCCAGAGGUGUUCUUCAAGAGGACGACCACAGAGAGUGAGGCCGGUGGACAGGUGGAGACUAUGCAGCCUACUAAUGUAGACUUCACCUACACAAAAAGCCCCACAGAGCUGCCUGAGCCACCAAACGUCACUGAGCUCAUCACUGACCUGAUAGAGCUGGCCACAGCACAGCCGGAUGUAAACAGGGAACCAAGCAAAGGCUUUGUGAUACCUCCAACUGGUGUGGUUUUCCAUUACCGCUCAGCUGCUGGCCGCUAUGCUUUCACUUUUGUUGAGGCCCAGUUAGCCUGCCAGAGUGCCGGAGGCUCCAUCGCCGCUCCACAGCAGCUGCAGGCAGCGUAUGAAGCUGGAUACCAGCAGUGUGAUGCAGGUUGGCUUCUGGAUCAGACCGUAAGGUAUCCAGUUAUUUUCCCUCGAGAAAGGUGUGCUGGAGAUCUGGGAGAUCAGCCCGGGGUUCGAUCCUAUGGUCUGAGGCCAUCAGAUGAGCGAUAUGAUGUGUACUGCUACACUGAAGGGCUCAAAGGAGAAGUUUUUCAUGUUGGAUCUGCUGAAGGUUUCAAUUACGAUGAGGCUGUUCAUAAGUGUCAAGAGCAGAAUGCUGUACUGGCCUCUACAGGACAUCUCUAUGCAGCCUGGAAAAUGGGUUUUGACAAGUGUCGUGCAGGCUGGCUACUAGAUCGGAGUGUGCGUUACCCCAUCAACAACCCACGUGCUGAGUGUGGAGCAGGAAAACUGGGAGUACACACUGUGUACAGUCACCCCAACCAGACUGACUAUCCUGAACUUGACGCAAGAUUUGAUGCUUACUGUUUCAGAGCUGACAUUCAACUUAUUGCAAAUGAAACUGGACUGAACAUCACAGAUAUUGAGGAGGCUCUACUGAACCUGACAUCAGUCACUGAUUUGUUAAGACCUGCUGUUCCUUCCAUCUCUCCUCCCAUUGACGUGGAGACUUCAGGUUCUGGUUCAGGCUCAGCAGGUGUUGGAUCUGGGUCUGUAGUUGAUAAUACCUCAGGAUUGUCUGGGUCUGGAGAACAACCUGGUUCUGGAGAGCCAUCUAUAUCUGGAGACCACAUUGUCUCUGGAGAUUCAUCUGGUUCUGGAGACUUGUCUGGUUCUGGAGAUCAGGUUACCUCUGGAGAAGGCUCUGCUUCUGGAGACCUCCCUUUCACUAGGGACUUGUCUGGCUCUGGAGAUCUGGCUGGUAGUGCAAUUACUGACCUACCCAGUGGAGAAUCAAGUCCUAGCAGUGCAGAUGUUUCUGGAUCAGGUCUUAGUGGAGAAGGAUCUACAAUCAAUGUUCUUUUUUCAGGCAUGGACCGUACUCUCUCAGGAGAUGGCUCAGCUUCAGGAGGACUUCAAGAAGCUGGAGAGGGAAGCACAGAGAUCCUUACCUUCCCUUCAUCUGAUGGUGGCUCUGAAGUGCUGAGUGGUAGCGGGGAUGUGUCCUGUUCUGGAUCUGGUUUCAGCUCUACAGAAAGUGGUUCCUCCAUAGACAGCUCUGGGGAAAGUGGAUUCUUCUCUUCCACGUCAUCUGGUUUCAUCACCAGCCAAGAUUUUUCCGGGUUUAAUGGUUUCCCAUCUAAAUUCUCCUCUGGAAGUGGUAGUGGACAGUCAGGAGAGCUUUCAGGGAGUGGAGAUGCUCAGAUCUUAUUGAUAGAUGAUAGACUGAUUGAUGCAACCACCUCUAGUAAAUACAGUGAGCUUGGUGGAGGCCUCUUCAGUGGUUCUGGAGACAUUUCAGGAUCAGGCAUUCUCAGCGGUGACCUUAGUGGAGAUCUCAGUGGUGAUAUCAGUGCCUCAGGCUCUGGAGGGGUUUUUGAGUUUUUCUCUGGUGUGACUUUGGUAGGUUCAGGGUUUACUGAACUGACAGGGUCGUCCUCUGGAGUGGAGGAGGCAUCUGGGGUUUUACUCUACAGUUCUGGAGAUGGAAGUGGUGGAUACUUUUCCGGAUUUGGAAGGUCAAAUUUUCAUUCUGGAUCUGGAUCGGGACUUUCUGGAUACGAGUCCUCUACAAGUGGAGAAGAAGGCACUGUUACAUUACUGUCUGAGGAUCUAACGUCAAAGGUAUCUGAAAACACAUCACCAGAGGUCUCUGGCACGCUGUUUAUGGAGCUUGGUCAUGGGUCAGUGGAGUACAGUGGAGAAGGAAGCAGUAGUGGCCGUGGCUUUUACUCUGGCAGUGGACACACUGACUCAUCUGCUGCCAGUGUCAUUUUUUCAGGAGCUUCUUCUAGAGAUCUGCCAGUGGCCUAUCCCACCAGUGAACAGGCACUGACAGGGAGCACCAGAGGACCACAGGAGGCCGCUAAUAACACAGAACUGUCAGACACCCCUGGUGAUGUCUUUGCAACUCUGACCCCUGUGGUUGUCCCGGCAGGACUGGCAGCACCUCUCACUGCAGUUACACCACCCUCCAUACUGACAGCAGGCCCUGUUGAAGGACAUUUUGACCCAUGUGAACCAAAUCCCUGUGGUGAUGCCGCGUGCACAGCAGAAAAUGGCGUUGCUUUCUGUGAUGAGGUAGAUGUGUGCCAUUCCGACCCUUGUGCCAAUGGAGCCACCUGUGUGGAGACUGUAGACUCUUUCAAAUGCUUAUGCCUGCCCAGCUACGGAGGGGAGCGCUGUGAGAUCGAGGAGCAGCCGUGUGAGGACGGCUGGGCUAAAUUUCAGGGGAACUGCUACCGACAUUUCACUGACAGAGAGGUGUGGGUGAAUGCUGAGCAGCGCUGCCGAGACCUCAGCGCCCACUUGGUCAGCAUCAUCUCACCGGAAGAGCAACACUUUGUCAACUCAAAUGCACAAGUCUACCAGUGGAUCGGGCUGAAUGACAAGACAGUGGAGAACGACUUCCAGUGGACAGAUGGCACUCCACUGCAAUAUGAGAACUGGAGGCCAAACCAGCCAGAUAACUACGUCAGCUCUGAAGAACACUGUGUGGUGAUGAUCUGGCAUUCCAACGGCCAAUGGAAUGACGUCCCCUGCAGCUAUCGUCUACCUUUCACCUGCAAGAAAGGCUCAAUGUCCUGUGGUGCCCCACCGGAGGUGGCCAACGCUCGCAUGUUUGGCAAACGGAGGGCGGUGUACCCUGUCAGCUCCAUCACCCGUUAUCAGUGCAACCCGGGAUUUAGACAGCGGCAUCCACCGCUGGUGCGCUGUCAACCAGACGGACAGUGGGAGGAGCCCCAAGUGAAGUGCAUUGAUGUGAGAACUCAAAAACGAGCACAGAAAAGGAACCGCGGGAAUCCAGCAACCAGAAGCAGGCAUCAUUAAGAAAUAAUAAAAAAAAAGAAGAGCAAUUUGUUACUUUAGAAGAAUAUUAAUGGCACAAAAAAAAAACAGUUUUCUAUAUUAGUCAAUAAGAUUUGAAGAGUUAAUAUUGUGGCAUGCCCACAGGGAAGUGGCUACACCAUGGUAAUGUGAUUUUUUUUUUUUUUUGUCUUGUUUCCUGUCCUAAUAUAUUUUUAAUAUAUAUAUGUGUUAUUACUUUAUUGUUCUAUUUGUUAAUUGUCAUCGUAUGUCUUGUAAUAUAUUUUUGUUUAGGGAAAUUAUUGCUGGGAUUCUUCGUUUACAUUCCUAGAUGGUACCGUCAGUGUGGUUCACUGUAGUCUGCUGUAGAUCUUAUCAUGGGGAUGGAUGCUGGUGGAUAUGAUUCAUGAAGCCAGGUUCCAAAAAAAAGUUAAAGUAGAGGGGAGAUGCUUCUCCUGCAGGUUGAAAUAUUUGUGGGUUAUUUUCCUUUUUCAAAUCCAUAUCAGUCAUCCAUCUUCUCUACUCACUCAGUCAGAAUAAGCACUUUGUUUCCAUUCGUUCCCGUUCCACAGUGUUAGAGCCAUUCGUCCAACAGAGGCAAAGCAGUGUAACUGUUGUGCUUAAAAAGUGUCAGCAUGUAGAGGGAUCAGUUUUAACAAACCACCCGUGUGAAAACAUAUCCGCUGAGUCAUUCGAACAUUUCCGGGCAGAAAUGAUCCACCUACAAAGGCAGAUGUGACAGUAAUUGAGGGUACCGUAUUAUCACACCUGCUCCAUCUAUGCAUCCAUUUCUUUUAACUGCUGGUCCAGUUCAGGGUGCUCACACCUGUUAAAUGGUUAAAUAUAGACUGCAAGGAACUGGAGAACAUGCUUUUCUGAGUGGAACUUAAGACCCUGAUUUGGAUAAGCUUAGUUUACCAAAGUUUGAUUGUGUAAUAAACUGAACAUAUGGUCUUGGUAAUGUGUUAUGAAUGGAACAAUGUUACAUCAUUUGAUGGAAAUAAAAAAUAUCAGCCUAAGGAGGGCUGAGUUCAAAGUGUAAAAAUGAUGCAGCAGGCUAGUUACUAUGUUCGAGGGGAGAUCCUCAUACAAACUUAAAGGUUAAUAAGCAGGUUCUUCAGGCCACAGUGAAUUUCAGGAACUAAAUAUUUUACUCAGUUUAACUGUGGAAUUUCUUGCUGCGGUGUUGUUGGAGCUGAUAGUAAUCCAUGUUAUGGCAAGAACUACUCAAAGAUUAAAAUUGCCCUUCGCUUACUGCAUAAAGAAUAGAAAGAAAACAGUAAAAACAUGUACUAUAUGUACUAUAGACAUUUUAUAUGCAAUUUCAAUAUUAUUGGAUGACUACUGUGGCCUUACUGGACAUGAAAGAUGGCCUAAAUUUGCUGGAUGAGAAAGAAGUAGGUAGUAUUUAAAAGAAACUGUCCAAAAAGCCAACUACCAACUGUAAAAUAUACUUUCUUCAGUGAGCCAGUAACUAUUAUAUAAGACCACAGGAGCACUAGCAGCACACAGAAGCUUGAUUUGUAAAGAAUGCCCUCAGUUUAUCAUGUUGGCUGGUUUUAGUGUUCUGUUUUUUUCUCUGUUAAGUCACUCAUCAUCUUCCAGAAGACCGUGCAGUGCAUCGUCUCUGUGGAACAAGUACGAUGAACCUUUUGCCUGUUUUAUGCUUGUAACCUCAGAAGAAAUAUAUGGAGCCCGUGAAGUACCCUGAGGUGAUGUUUCUGUGUGAACACAUUAUUUAUCUGUGUGAAUGAGUUAUUCAUGUAUGCAAAUUAGUUAUUUAUCUGUGCAAGAGUGCUACUUAUCUGGGCCUUGGCCUGUUUUUAAAGGUAAAAGCUUGUUGAAUAUAAAUAACCUGUUGGCAAAAAUGAGCAACUUGCUAACAUAAAUCAUAUAACCUGUAUGACCUGCUCACACCGGUGAACAACUUUUUUUCGCACUGACAAAUAACUCCUUCACACAUGUGAAUAACUUUCAUAAACAGACGACAAACUCGUUUGUAGAAGUAAAUAUUUCUUUUGUCCAGAUGAAUAACUCAUUUGCACAGAUGACUUGCUCACAAAUAUAAACAUGGCUGCACAGAAUAAAAUAAUAUUAUAAAUACUUAAAAUAAUAAUAAAUACUCACCUUAUGGGACUACAGGGGCUCCGCAGGAAUAUCCUUGCUGUAGCCAUUACAGUUUUCUUUAUUUCCAGCUUUGACUGCAUUCAUUUGUGCGCUUGUUUUGUGUCACUGAUGCUGUUUAUGGGGGCUGUGCCUCUUUCAAACAUAUUAUCACCUGCUGCAUAACAAAGAGGAGAAUUCACUUUCAAAGCUGUACAUAUUUCUGAUGUAGACAUGUUUUAUUCAGUCAGCAAAAAAAAGGAU
Messenger RNA from Archocentrus centrarchus (flier cichlid), 6762 nucleotides. RefSeq names its product aggrecan core protein-like. NCBI's taxonomy places the organism in Eukaryota, Metazoa, Chordata, Actinopteri, Cichliformes, Cichlidae. Gene Ontology annotation, cellular component: synapse; perineuronal net. Bases 1 to 4419 code for a protein of 1472 amino acids. Gene Ontology annotation, molecular function: calcium ion binding; hyaluronic acid binding. The record is from RefSeq and is a predicted model, not a curated record. The transcript is spliced from 19 exons. Gene Ontology annotation, biological process: skeletal system development; central nervous system development; cell adhesion.